Messenger RNA from Dictyostelium purpureum, 864 nucleotides. RefSeq lists its product as uncharacterized. Gene Ontology annotation, cellular component: post-mRNA release spliceosomal complex; U2-type spliceosomal complex. Lineage: Eukaryota; Evosea; Eumycetozoa; Dictyosteliales; Dictyosteliaceae. The coding region runs from base 13 to 864 and encodes 283 amino acids. The transcript has a single exon. The record is from RefSeq and is a predicted model, not a curated record.
ACAAAAUCUAAAAUGAGUCAAGAAACACCAGUUGAAAUCGAAUGGGAUUCAUUGGAAAAAUUAAAGAGAAACGAUUUACAAAGAUUAUGUAAAGAAUUAAAAUUAAAUAUAAAAGGGACAUCAAAAAAUUCAGAUUUAAUCGAUGCACUUUUAAAUUAUAAAAAUACAUUAUCAAAUACGAAUAAUAAUAAUGAUAAUAACAAUAACAGUAAAAAUAUUAAUGUUGAGCAAAAAGAAACACAACCUAAAAUUGUAAACAUUGUAGAUAAUAAACCGCCAAAAAAAAAUCAACAAGAAACAAACGAAAUGAAUGUAGAUAAAGAACAAGAACAAGAAAUGAAAGAAAUUGAAAAUCAUGGAGAGCAUGAAGAACAAGAAGAACAAAAAAAACAAGAACAAAAAGAACAAGAAGAACAAGAAGAACAAGAAAAGAAUGAGUCACAAAUAAAUAUUGACACACAUAACAACAAUAAUAAUCAUAGCAAUAAUGAUAUUAAUAAUGAAGAAAAUGAUAAUGGUAAUAAUGAAGAAGAAAUGAUUGGACUAAAGUUUAGAAAUUAUAUACCAAAAGAACCAACAUUAUUAAAAUAUAGGGUUGAAAAAGCUACAGUUCCACCAAUUGCAGAUGAAUUAAUGUCAAGAUUAAAAGUUUUAGAAACAAAUCCAGAUAUUCAAAUUUCGUUUAUACCUAAAAAAGUAAAUUGGGAUCUAAAAAGAGAUUGUUCAAAGAAAUUAAUGAAAUUAGAGAAACAAACCGAAAAAGCAAUUUAUCAACUUAUAAAGCAAAAACUAGGCAAAGAAGAAAUCAAUGAAUCAAAUGUUUAUUUAUUAUCAAAAACAAUGGAUAAAAUUAAUAGUCAUUAA